Molecule: messenger RNA, 819 nt
Organism: Meloidogyne enterolobii
Lineage: Eukaryota; Metazoa; Nematoda; Chromadorea; Rhabditida; Meloidogynidae
Source: the annotation of a GenBank genome assembly
UUUUCUCAAAAAAUUUUUCGGAGGAAUAAUCUGUGUCAAAUAUACAAAGAACCGUGUUAUUUAACAAAUUUAAACAACAAAAUGAGUAAAACCGAAAGUGUAGCAGUCGCCUUUUCUCCUGAAGACAAUAAAACUCAAAUAAUCCUUCCUCUUAAUGCUGCCAUAAAAAUCUUUACAUAUUUAACGCGAGACGAAAUCGAAAUUUGCAAACAAGUCUGCAGUGGCUGGAAACAACUUGUCGAGUUUGCUGAUAAACAACUGCCUAAAAGACCGAUUGAUGCUGUUGUUCUAAGUUCAAAUCAUGAAUAUACAAUCUCAAUUUACUAUAAAGACGUCAGACGUGUCUAUUGUUUUCGAAAAUAUUUUUAUGACAGAGAUAUUGAUGAAAUUGAACUUAAAAGAGUUACUAAACUGCCGCAGUUAUUCGAUGAACACAACUACAGGUUUCCUUGUGGAGAAUCUUUUCCUUGUGUUUAUGAUCAUUUUAACUUUGGACUGUUCGAUCAUAUGCACGAUUUGGAGUGUAGAAAAAGGAUAAAUUUCAUGAUGUACCAUCGCAGAAAUAAUUAUUCUCGAAAAUUGUUUACUCCUCCUCUUGGCUUUUACGAGCGUCUCAAAGCAAUGUUACACAAUGGAUAUGUCAAACGACUUGUUUUUCAAUCAUUUACUUUUACCGAUUUAUUCGUUGAAAAAUUUUUUGAAUAUGUAAAAGGGCCUUUUAAACAUUUGGAUGUUGUCUAUCUUCACUGUAAUUUUUUCGAUUUUUUAAUAGUAAAGAGGGGAUCAUCCCGUCAACACCCAAAUGGUCACUCUCUAUGA